This is a messenger RNA of Dermacentor andersoni, 2623 nucleotides long. RefSeq lists its product as uncharacterized. NCBI's taxonomy places the organism in Eukaryota, Metazoa, Arthropoda, Arachnida, Ixodida, Ixodidae. The record is from RefSeq and is a predicted model, not a curated record.
AUGUUUGCGCGUGCGACAGUGUGCAACCUGUUUGCCGUCGCUAAAAUUUCUUACGUGCUCCAAGCGUUGUGCAUGUCAAGGGCUAACAUACAACGUUUACACAGAGUACUCGCGGUGUUUGUAUGGGGUUCAAGCUGGGAGCGUACCAGCCGCACUAAUCUCUUUCGUUCGGUUAAAAAUGGAGGAUUAGGUCUGGCACAUUUGUUCAUUAGGCAGAUUGUGUCGAGGUUUGUUUACUUACGGGACCAAAAUGACCCAUUUUUAUUAACUAUGUUUCAAACAAGGCUGAGCGAGGCUAUACCUGAGUUUAUUGUAUCGUCACAUCGGUGCAGUCAAGGCAGAGCGCGUGGUUUCUUAAAAGAGGUAGUCUUGGCUUUUCAGCUCCUAAAGGUUCGGUUUUUCAUGGAAUACUUAAACAGGUUACCACGAAAGCGCUUAUAUAAGGACCUGGUAGACACAAUGUUACCGGUGCCAUUGUAUCGCUCGAUGUUCUGCAUUGGACCUGAAAAGGACGUACUAAAAAGAGAAAAACGAAUGCCAGUACGCCCGUCGGUAAAGUCCUUCUUUUCCCAGCUCCACACCAAUACUUUAAUUGUGAAACCGUGGCUAGAUGAAAAAGGACUUUCCGUGCCUUGGAGCGUCAACUGUUUACUAUGCCGGAAACCCGAAACAGUAGAACACAUUUUUCUUGACUGCUGGGAUGCUGUGUUCCAUUGGGACAUCUUACAGAGAACGCUAAAGAAGGACUUGCCGAUUACACCAUAUGGGAUUCGUUCCCUGCCUACUCUAAAUGAAGACAAAGUACCCUAUGACAUGUUCAUGCUGGUGUCCUUACAUAGUUUAUGGAAAACUAGAAUGGCCGUGAGACAUGCCGAAGUAAAUGCCCGGCCUGUUAGAGAAUACUUCAUUGAAAGCAUAUGUCAUAGUAAGGAAAUGUAUAAUAUUCAAAAAGAAAAACCAACAUGGCUCAGUGUGAUGACUGAGCUAGCGAAUUUCAAGCCUUUUUAGCCAUGUGACUGCCAACCAAUGGUAGAGAUUUUGUCAUGACCGUUGUGUAUUGUUAAAAUGUCUUGUUUUGUAGCCUUGUUGCCAUGUCGGUAAUAAAGAAAAAAAAAAAAUCCUCGUUAGUAUAGUGGCCAGUAUCCCCGCCUGUCACGCGGGAGACCGGGGUUCGAUUCCCCGAAGGGGAGCAAUGUUUUUACUUCUUUUUUUUUUUUUUUUUCAGACAGACGUAGGUGCACCCGCGACAAUUAUCUGCAGAAUCUGUCUGUUUCUUUCGCGGGCUUGCGAGCAAGGUUGUGCGAAAACGUUUGCACUGUUAUUCCCAUCGUGGAUAUAGUGCUUUAAGUGACGCCGGGCAUGUCUCCUCGUUAGUAUAGUGGCCAGUAUCCCCGCCUGUCACGCGGGAGACCGGGGUUCGAUUCCCCGACGGGGAGUAAUAUUUUUACUUCUUUUUUUUUUCAGACAGACGUAGGUGCACCCGCGACAAUUAUCUGCAGAAUCUGUCUGUUUCUUUCGCGGGCUUGCGAGCAAGGUUGUGCGAAAACGUUUGCACUUUUAUUCCCAUCGUGGAUAUAGUGCUUUAACUGACGCCGGGCAUGUCUCCUCGUUAGUAUAGUGGGCAGUAUCCCCGCCUGUCACGCGGGAGACCGGGGUUCGAUUCCCCUACGGGGAGUAGUAUGUUUACUUCUUUUUUUUUUUUCAGACAGACGUAGGUGCACCCGCGACAAUUAUCUGCAGAAUCUGUCUGUUUCUUUCGCGGGCUUGCGAGCAAGGUUGUGCGAAAACGUUUGCACUUUUAUUCCCAUCGUGGAUAUAGUGCUUUAACUGACACCGGGCAAGUCUCCUCGUUAGUAUAGUGGCUAGUAUCCCCGCCUGUCACGCGGGAGACCGGGGUUCGAUUCCCCGACGGGGAGUAAUAUUUUUACUUCUUUUUUUUUUUAGACACACGUAGGUGCACCCGCGACAGUUAUCUGCAGAAUCUGUCUGUUUCUUUCGCGGGCUUGCGAGCAAGGUUGUGCGAAAACGUUUGCACUUUUAUUCCCAUCGUGGAUAUAGUGCUUUAACUGACACCGGGCAAGUCUCCUCGUUAGUAUAGUGGCCAGUAUCCCCGCCUGUCACGCGGGAGACCGGGGUUCGAUUCCCCGACGGGGAGUAAUAUUUUUACUUCUUUUUUUGUUUUCAGACAGACGUAGGUGCAUCCGCGACAAUUAUCUGCAGAAUCUGUCUGUUUCUUUCGCGGGCUUGCGAGCAAGGUUGUGCGAAAACGUUUGCACUGUAGGCGCUGCGUGCGCCUACAAACAAGAAUGAAAAAAGAAACACUCCCCGUCGGGGAAUCGAACCCCGGUCUCCCGCGUGAUAGGCGGGGAUAUUGGCCACUAUACUAACGAGGAGACAUGCGACGCGCCAGCUAAAGCAGUAUAUAGACGAUUUGAAAAAAAAAAAAAACUUAUGCAACAGCGCUCACGCAAUCUUACCCACAAGUGGAAAAAAAUUGAGACAGCUACUGGGGUGGAGUGUCGAGUGCGGCGCUGCGUGCGCCUACAAACAAGAAUGAAAAAAGAAACACUCCCCGUCGGGGAAUCGAACCCCGGUCUCCCGCGUGACAGGCGGGGAUACUGGC